Molecule: messenger RNA, 906 nt
Organism: Arachis stenosperma
Lineage: Eukaryota; Viridiplantae; Streptophyta; Magnoliopsida; Fabales; Fabaceae
Exons: 4
Coding region: 1-906 (301 amino acids)
Source: RefSeq, a predicted model, not a curated record
AUGUGCAAAUUAAAGGUGGAAAACACUUUGAAUACUUUCACGGCUACAUUUGAGUUGCAUCAUUAUUUGAAGCAAAUGGCCAGCUUUGUAAUCUCUGUGUUUGUUUUCUGCCUGUUAGCAAUUUCAUUAUCCGAAGCUCUUAACCUUCCCACAAAAGAGCAACAAAAUUGGAUAAACCAUGGUGGAGACAUAUACAAUAGAAGAUAUGCCAACAAAGAACACAAAAUCAGCCGUGAAACCAUUUCAAACUUAAGCCUAAAAUGGAAAUUCUAUGCAGGGAAAGACAUAACUGCAACCCCAUCUAUCUUUGAUGGAAUUCUCUAUUUUCCAUCAUGGAAUGGUGAAAUGUUUGCAGUAAGAGCAUGUGAUGGAAGCCUUGUUUGGAAGCAAAACUUGCAAGAACUGACAGGGUUAACACCAACAGGGUUGGUUGCUGGUGUUAAUUGGACAGUGGCUAGGGCAACACCAACUAUAGCUGAUGAAUUUGUGAUUGUUGGAAUCUAUGGUCCUGCUGUGGUUAUUGCUCUCAAGAGAUUAACUGGAGAGUUAGUUUGGCAGACAAGGUUGGAUAGUCAUGAUUCAAGUACUGUGACCAUGUCCGGAACUUACUAUAAAGGGGCUUUUUAUGUAGGUACAUCCUCACUAGAAGAACUGAAAAGCGUUGAAGAAUGUUGCACAUUCCGGGGAAGCUUUUCAAAGCUAGAUAUUUGCACUGGCGCCAUCUUGUGGCAAACCUACAUGCUGCCAGAUAACCAUGGAAAACUAGGAGAGUACGCCGGAGCCGCCGUGUGGGGAAGUAGUCCUUCCAUUGACGAGGCAAGGAACCAUGUUUACAUUGCGACUGGAAACUUGUACUCGGCGCCUUUGCGUGUUGAAGAGUUGGUAUCAUCAAUUGGGAGGGUAUGA